AUGGCGACGGGUCCGGCUACUCAAUCGCUCAAGUGCGUGGUGACAGGUGACGGUGCAGUGGGCAAAACAUGUCUUCUGAUCUCUUACACAACAAAUGCAUUCCCUGGGGAGUACAUCCCGACCGUCUUCGAUAACUACACCGCUAGCGUGAUGGUCGACGGUCGACCGAUCAGCCUGGGUCUGCGGGAUACAGCCGGACAAGAAGAUUACGAUCGCCUGCGCCCACUUUCAUAUCCCCAAACCGACGUAUUCCUCAUCUGUUUCUCGAUCGUCAGCCCCCCGUCCUUCGAUAACGUGAAAGCCAAGUGGUUCCCUGAAAUUGAACACCACGCCCCCAACGUCCCCAUCAUCUUGGUUGGCACCAAGCUCGAUCUCCGCGACGAUCGCCAAACGGUUGAAACCCUUCGAUCGCGGAAGAUGGAGCCCGUCUCGUACGAACAGGCGCUAGCUGUUGCUAAGGAAAUUCGCGCACAUAAGUACCUCGAAUGCUCUGCACUCACGCAACGCAACCUGAAGAGUGUCUUCGACGAAGCUAUCCGGGCUGUUCUGAGCCCCCGCCCCACUGCCAAGUCUGGGAAGAGGAGCAAAUGCUUGAUCUUGUAA
Molecule: messenger RNA, 603 nt
Organism: Penicillium maclennaniae
Lineage: Eukaryota; Fungi; Ascomycota; Eurotiomycetes; Eurotiales; Aspergillaceae
Gene: racA
Product: putative Rho GTPase Rac
Exons: 6
Coding region: 1-603 (200 amino acids)
Biological process (GO): small GTPase-mediated signal transduction; actin filament organization; cortical cytoskeleton organization
Cellular component (GO): cytoskeleton; plasma membrane; cytoplasmic vesicle
Molecular function (GO): GTPase activity; GTP binding; protein kinase binding
Source: RefSeq, a predicted model, not a curated record